AUGUCAAAACGAAGUUUGGAGGAAAUGGCGAGCAAAACAUCAACGACGAAAAGUCAGCAAGCCGAUGAGUUGGAAGAAUCAGGGACGAGUAGUACCAUUCCAACAAAAUCCAGAAGGAUGGUUCGAAGAAAAAAGGACAUCAAUUCUUCUUCAUCCUCUCUUUCAACAUUGGAUUCAAAAACUGUUUCUUCAAUUCCGAUGCCAUCAUCAUCAUUGACAUCCACAACUCAUCCAUCCACAACAAGUUCCGAUGAAAAAGAAUCUUCUUUAACACCUUCUUCUUCGACAAAUGCCAACACUAUCAAUCAUUCAACGACGACGGUUUUUCAAACCAAUCCUACGACAACUUUACAGAACUCUUCUUCGACACCUCACACAACACGUAAUCGUAAGAUGUCUGAGAAAGAGAUAUCCUCUUUGGAUCAAAAUUUUGGAAGACUAUUUUAUGCAUUCAAUUUACUCUAUCGAAGAGGUUUUACAGAUUUUUCAGUGGCUGCACUCAACGAGAAGUGUGGAGAAACUGGUGAACGUUUCACAUUAGAAUUAUUACAAACGAUUCAAUGUAUUGUUCCAGAGCUAUUUACAUUGUAUUAUAAUUAUCAGCAGCAAUUGUGUUUGGAAUUGAGAGAGGAUUUUGAGAAUAGAAAAUCUGUCAUUAUUGGACUGUGGAAAAAGAGACUCUCAAAUCCUGAGUUAAUUGACUGUAAAAAGCCACCAGUUAUUGAAAAACGAACGCUAGGCCUUAAUGAAAGCAAUCUUAGUAAGCAAAUUGUUUCACAGGAGUCAACAAGCAUGUUACCUCCACCGCCUCGACAGCAGCAACAAGAACAGAAAAAACAAACACUUUCUGAAAUGCUGAAGGAAAAUGAUAGGCGUGAAAUUGAAGAGCUAGCACGACAACAUUGGCUCACAAAAAAGUUUGAAAUUGACCGAGCAUGUGAAACGUUACUUUUAUUAUUUACAAUAUUGAAAAUGAAUAAGAAAACUAAAAUGGAUAUUAACACACUUGUGGAAACUCUCAAAUCUAGGUACCCUCGAGCCAUUACAAAUACAGAAAUCACGUCACACCUUCAUUUAUUUUGCAAACAUUCUCCUUCAUACUUUUCGUUAAAUACAUUUGGAACUCUAAAAGUAUUUGAAAUGAAAAUGAACGCGAAAUUCGAAGUAACGAAACAAAGUUUGGAGAGUGGAAUGCAACAAGAACAUUGA
Molecule: messenger RNA, 1209 nt
Organism: Naegleria fowleri
Lineage: Eukaryota; Heterolobosea; Eutetramitea; Acrasida; Naegleriidae
Exons: 2
Coding region: 1-1209 (402 amino acids)
Source: RefSeq, a predicted model, not a curated record